GCACUCUAGAGUCGCCACGCUUGCAUUAGUGACUCUUUCCAUUUGGAGAAGUGCGGAAAAACUGACUCAUCAUCUUCAAAAUGACAUGCAUCGCAAGGCAACCUCCACGGCCACACACCCCAGCCUUCAGCCUUCGUGACCAUCAUCCCGCGAUACCAGUGCUCUCAUUAAAUCCGAGAACAUUUAAUUUCAUCAAACUGCCAAAGACCAGCUUUCUUCCCUUCUUCAUGAGGCAAAACCUGAACCAUUGCACGUGUAAGCCCAGGGUCAUGAUUGUUGGAACUGCGACCUCCCUCGAGUCUUGAACCGGCAAGAUGAGACGCGCAGCAGCGACGCCAUCACCAGCACCGGAAACCUCGACAAAUUGCGCGCGAGUGGAGUGUAACACGGAAAGAAUUACGGUGCAGUGAUUUAAAUUUGUGCGUUUGCGUGACGAGGUAAGUGGGAAAAAUCAAGCGAGCAGCCUCGGAAUUCGUGUCAGCAGCAGCAUAGAGUCGGAGAGAGAUGGACGACCGGACGAUGACCGGGUCGAGUGAGUCGGGGACGGGCGACUCGAUCUGAUUUGUGCGGACUGCGGGAGGAAGGAAGGAAGGGAGGAGAUUGAUGGCCAUGGUCGACGAUAGGCGGGGCCCGGAUUCGAACUCGAGCUCGCAGCGAAGGGAGGGGAAGGCGCAGGUCUGCCGCUGAAGAGGCGGACGGAUUUGAACUUGAACUUGAGCUCGAACUCGACGGGAGAGGCUGCAGUGCUCGAGAGAUUCCUGCGCACGUCGCGGGAGAGUAGCGAGCAAGGAAAGGCGAGAAAGUCAAGCAGAAGCGAGGCUUUGGCUGCAGCUGCCGACUCCCUCUCCCGCGGGAAGCGAGAGAGAGAGAGAGAGGAAGAAAAGGGAUGACACGGAAUCCAUCGAUUCCGCGUCUACGAAAAAGGGCUCAUUGGCAGCAACCGCAGCAGAGUUGGCAUCCCCGCUCGCCUCGGGGCAGAGCCGCAGAGCGAGGAGGAGGAACAGCAGGAGGAGGAAGUGAGGGAGGCUCGUUGGGCAUGAUUGCGCAAGCUGCCGUUGUCGGAGUUGCAGCCAUGUUGAUGGUUCGGCUUUUCAGGAGACUGCGUUGCUUUCUGCUUCCUGGUCUCGAGUGCCCGCUCGAGGAGAGCGAAACCGAUCGUGCAGGACGCCUCGCCGAAUUGAAGGUUGCUGAUGUAUUUCAAGGAGUCCCAGGUGUUCAAGUUUAUUCGUCACUGCGCAUUCCCGACACGGGGCACAGAGGACGUCGGGAGAUAGACCUAGUCCUGGUUUUGAAAAGGGAGCUAUAUGUGGUUGAGGUGAAAAAUUGGUCGGGAGAAAUUAGGCUACAACCUGAUGGUGGCUGGUGUCAGAUACGGAAAAAUGGAUCAGUUCAAUCGCACCCCAACAUCGUGGAGGAAACGAAGUAUAGGGCUUCACUUCUUGAAUCGUAUAUUGCACGAAGGGGAGUCAAGUUACCUCAAGAGUUUGUUCAACCCAAAGUCAUUCUUGUGAAUGAAGAUUGCAGGCCCGAGCAAGCUAUCGUAAUGCAGCCGGAAGUUCUUCUACCUGACCAAUGGCAAAAUUUCUUGGAAAGAAACUCAAGCAGAGGAUUCAUGAGCUGGUUGAAGAAGUUAGCAAAACCGAGUGCAAAACCGGAGGGUCUCAAUGACGCCGCCCACAAGCAACUGCACUUCAUUCUUAGCACUGCUCCAACGUGGGAUAGGCUUGUUUUAGUUGGAGGUUCAACAUUGGUAGGAGACUUUCAGCGAUUUAAAGGAACUCAAGAGGAUUUGGAUGCGCUGAGACGAAUGAAACGAUCAAACAUUAGCCAAAUGUCCGUCAGUCACCAGAGGCGGUGGCUUCCCCAGAUUAUAGGAGCUAUUAUUGGUGCCAAACCUUUCGUCAAAUUGGUAAUGAGUUCUAGGGAUUAUCGUGAAGGGAAUCCAGGGUGGUCUGAACGUAAACAACAGGAAGUAAUGAAUGAAGAGAUUGAAGUUAGGUCUGGGCUGGAGGUAAUCUUUAGAGUUGUAGGUCAGUCAAAGCUCCAAAACUUUCCUGUAAAUAGUAUUUCAGUGAUGACUUUGAGUGCCUAGGAUAUGUCAAUACACCUGUGAAUAGAACCCGCCAAGAACUUUAGUUGAGCAUAUAUAAAGUUGAAUGAAUUGUUAACGAAAACAAUUCUUGUUGGAUUAGAUGAUGGUAUCA
Molecule: messenger RNA, 2204 nt
Organism: Marchantia polymorpha subsp. ruderalis
Lineage: Eukaryota; Viridiplantae; Streptophyta; Marchantiopsida; Marchantiales; Marchantiaceae
Source: the annotation of a GenBank genome assembly